CGGGUUGUGUUGUGUGAUGCGGGACGGUGUGAGAGAGAGGGGUUGACUGUCUCCUCGUUCCUCAGUCCUUCCCGCACGGAAACCUAUUAAUGAUAUUAGGGGGAUUACAGUCACCUCGGGGGGUUUCUGCAGUCCGAAACAAGUCGGCUCUCUAUCUGUUAUUGGGGAAUGAACGACGAGAAAAGCCCGGAUAGCGGCAAGAGAAACUCUGGGUAUACCAGUAUUGAGCAAAUGCUGGCUGUGAACCCCGGGAAGACGCCCAUCAGUCUGCUGCAGGAAUAUGGAACGCGGAUAGGCAAGACUCCAGUGUACGACCUGCUGAAGGCUGAGGGUCAGGCCCACCAGCCCAACUUCACCUUCCGCGUGUCUGUGGGAGACAUCAACUGCACUGGCCAGGGCCCCAGCAAGAAAGCUGCCAAGCACAAAGCUGCCGAAGCUGCCCUGAAAAUGCUGAAAGGAGGAAUGCUGGGAGGGAUUGGAGGGAAUGGGAUGGAUGGAGAAGGGUUUAUCGGGAUUGAUAUGGAGGGAGAAUGCCUUCAGUCAGAGAUGAAACCAUCCAGUUCAACACAACAAGCUGAGUGCAAUCCAGUCGGAGCUUUGCAGGAACUAGUAGUGCAGAAAGGCUGGCGUUUACCUGAGUACACAGUCACUCAAGAAUCUGGGCCUGCACACCGCAAAGAGUUUACAAUGACCUGCAGGGUGGAGAGAUUUGUUGAGAUAGGUAGUGGCACAUCAAAAAAGCUUGCUAAAAGAAAUGCAGCUGCAAAGAUGCUCUCUCGUAUCUAUGAUGCACCAGUGGACAUGCGUAGCAGCCAUGAGGCCGAAGCAGAAGAUGACACCUUCAGUAUACAAAUAGGUGGCAGAGUAGACGGAGGGAAGUCUAAAGGUCUCGGUUGCACAUGGGACUCUCUGCGGAACUCUGCCGGGGAGAAGAUCCUACAGUUGCGCUGUCAUCCUCUGGGCCAACCUGACUCCAAUGACUCCAAUUUUUGUUCUCUCCUUCGUGAGCUCUCUGAGGAACAACGCUUUGAUGUCAGCUACCUUGACAUAGAGGAGCGCAGUUUGAGUGGCCUUUGCCAGUGUCUGGUGGAGUUGUCCACGCAGCCCAUUACCGUCUGCCACGGAUUCGCCUCCAGCCUUGAUGCAGCACGUGUCAGCGCUGCCCACAACGCCCUUCAGUACCUCAAGAUCAUGGCAGGGGGGAAAUAAACCACAGCAACAGCUCUCCUGUAACAUUUUUUUUGUUUUCUUUUUGCUACCCAGAGGAAAAUAGGAAAAUCAGGUGAAUUGAAGCUUACCUCUCCUGCUCCCAGUUGUGUAAUACGAGGGGCUUGUUUGUUGUCAGUAGGUGCACUAUAAUUGCAAGGCCCUUGUGUUUGAGUCCUUACUGCUAGCAGCUGUGAAAUCAGUUGGAGGACGUACUGAUUUUCUCAUUUUCACCUUGAAUAUGACACCAAAAGUGUGUACCCUUGCUCCUCAGUGCCUCUAAACAAAGGCAGGGGACACUUAAUUUGAAACCUGAGAACAAAGAAUCACAGGUGUUCAAUGUGAGUGAAUUUAUCUCUGCAAUUCAUCUGGAAAGUGUCAUAUGUAUUUCUUAACAAAUAACUGAACUUUGCCCAGAAGUUUUCAUCUUUUAACUUUCCCUCUGAAUUUUUUUUUGUUUUUUUCAUUUAAAUUAUGGCAUAGAGAAUUUGCUCUGUGACCUUGAUGAAUUGAUGAACCUAGGACAGCAUGACUUUUUUAACUGUAAAUAUUUCACUUUUGUACAAUUUAUUUUCAUUAUAUUUUAGUAAUAGAAGUUAUUCAUUAACAUUUAGUUUGCUUCAUAGAACGUGUUAGUAAAAUAAAGCUUUUCUCUCGGCUAUUGAAAAUAAUAUAAUUUUUAACAUUGGCCUGACAGUCAAGUGGUAAAUAUCUACCUCUGUGCAAGUGUUUCUGCCUCACAGGCUUCAUCAUUACAUUUGGACUGGCAAAGAUUGAAUUGUUCAUAUUCAAUAUAAUAGUAUAUGACCAACAACAGUAGUAUGUGACUGUGUGACAACUGAUGUAAUUUGUACCAAAUUGGUGAAUCUGUGAUCUAUUGAAUAUUUUAUCUUGAACAAUAAACUUGAAAUUGACAUUA
This is a messenger RNA of Sinocyclocheilus anshuiensis, 2125 nucleotides long. Its product is annotated as RISC-loading complex subunit tarbp2-like. Gene Ontology annotation, cellular component: nucleus; cytoplasm; RISC-loading complex. NCBI's taxonomy places the organism in Eukaryota, Metazoa, Chordata, Actinopteri, Cypriniformes, Cyprinidae. The transcript is spliced from 7 exons. Bases 169 to 1209 code for a protein of 346 amino acids. Gene Ontology annotation, molecular function: pre-miRNA binding; double-stranded RNA binding; siRNA binding. Gene Ontology annotation, biological process: regulation of miRNA processing; siRNA processing; regulation of siRNA processing. The record is from RefSeq and is a predicted model, not a curated record.